Messenger RNA from Megalops cyprinoides (Indo-Pacific tarpon), 2192 nucleotides. RefSeq names its product ras-related protein Rab-10-like. Gene Ontology annotation, molecular function: GTPase activity; GTP binding. The transcript is spliced from 6 exons. Lineage: Eukaryota; Metazoa; Chordata; Actinopteri; Elopiformes; Megalopidae. The coding region runs from base 532 to 1137 and encodes 201 amino acids. The record is from RefSeq and is a predicted model, not a curated record. Gene Ontology annotation, biological process: cellular response to insulin stimulus. Gene Ontology annotation, cellular component: recycling endosome; insulin-responsive compartment; Golgi apparatus.
UAUGGCCUACUCUAUUGAAGACGGCUUGUGUCUUAAAAGAAUCGUCAUAGAAUCGUAGUUGUAAAUAAAUAAACUUUAAGAUUUUGAAAAUACAUGAGCCUUUCAAAAUCUUAACCCCUUAAACGUCAGGGCGUGAAGAGAGGGAUGCCGAUCAUUUGAAUUAGCUAGCUAGCAGCCUUGCUAGCUAGCUAGUUUGGACAGAGUACCGGCUUGAAAGACUGGGAGCCAUUUUGUCCUGUCUGGCAGAGAGGAGUAGGAAAUAAAUUUUAGAGAAACAUUUUGAAAGAGCUGAGCUGUUAAGUAAGCAGGGAGAACGAGGAAAACUUUGGAAAACGACGUUUCUGAUUCGUCUAGGUAGCAAGCAAGAACCAGCAUAUUAGGUAGUCAUUUUAAAUAAACUACUGCAGCUAUCUAGUUAACAUUGGCUACAUUGGAUAGCUGGAUUGGUACUCUUGGGGGUAUAUCUGGGGUGAUCGGCUUUGCCAUUGUUUUUGAACAGUACAGUAAUUUGCUAAUUUGCUUAAAUGCCAAAUGGCGAAGAAGACCUACGAUCUGCUUUUCAAACUGCUCCUGAUCGGGGAUUCAGGCGUGGGAAAGACCUGCGUGCUGUUUCGCUUUUCCGACGACGCGUUUAACACCACCUUCAUCUCCACCAUAGGAAUUGAUUUCAAGAUCAAAACCGUUGAACUACAAGGAAAGAAGAUAAAAUUACAAAUAUGGGAUACGGCCGGGCAGGAGCGCUUUCACACCAUCACCACCUCCUACUACAGAGGCGCCAUGGGAAUCAUGCUGGUUUAUGACAUCACAAACGCCAAGAGCUUCGAGAACAUCAGCAAGUGGCUGCGGAACAUAGAUGAGCAUGCAAAUGAGGACGUGGAGAGAAUGCUGCUAGGCAACAAGUGUGACAUAGAAGACAAGCGGGUCGUGCCGAAGGCAAAGGGAGAACAGAUUGCGAAGGAGCACGGCAUCAGGUUUUUUGAGACGAGCGCGAAAGCAAAUAUCAACAUCGAGAAGGCCUUCCUGACGUUAGCAGAAGACAUACUUCGAAAGACGCCGGUGAAAGAGCCGAACAGUGAAAAUGUAGAUAUUAGCAGUGGGAGUGGCAUCACCGGGUGGAAGAGCAAGUGCUGCAGCUGAACGGCUUGUCCCUCGCCACCGCUCUCCCCCCCAUCUAUUUCUGGAAAUAAACCUUGUCACCUGUUUCAGUUUUAACUCCUUGUCCUUUCCACCAUCUCUCUGUCCUCUAACCUCCCCCUGUAUUCUUCUACUCACGACCGCUAGAUGAAACCGUUUUUAUUUAAAACAUUUAGGGCCUGUAGAUGUCAAUAAAUCAUGUUAUAUUUCUUUUGUCAUUUAUUUUACUUCCAAAACGAAAAAAAAAAAAACAUGGCGACACAGGCUUGAGCACACCACAACAUUUGUAAUGUUUUCCAAUGCCAGGGGCAAGUUCAGCGAGCAAAGCAUCGUCUCACAUUUUGCAGUAGGGCUGAUGGGUGAUGAGGUCCGGGGUGGGAAUCGUGACAGUGCAUUUCAGCCAGCUCUGGACUACAUUUCCCAUCAGCACAUCAGCAGAACACAUGGCAAUGGUUUGCAUGCUCCGCUUGUCCCAGAUCAACCUCAAGACUUAUUUUGUGAAAAAAAUUGCGGGAAUAAAAAUCAUGCAAACUUAGAAAUAGCUAUUUUGUACAGCGCAGUAGUCAAGUGUAUGGUCUGUACAACAUUGUCAUUGUAGUUUGUGUACAUAAGAUAGGAGACGAACGUUGUAGAUUUAGCUUUCAUUUUUCAUGGUGGGGUUUCAUUUUUUUCGGUGCCUUAUGUGGAGUAGGAGGAACAUAACCUUGGGCAGGGUUCCCACUUAGCAGGUGCAUUGACUGCUAUUAACUUGACAGAUAAUAUUAAUAUAAAGUUCUUACACACUUGAAAAUGUUUGAAUUGAACUAAAAAGGAAGCGCAGACAUUUUUAAUUUCUUGUAAUAGACAAAGGAGAAUGUUUGUUUUUUUUUUUUUUUUCCACAGUGUUUUAUUUUACAGUUAUGAUUUUUUUCUUUAGUCUUUUUUUUUCCUGCAUGCUGAUUUCUUUUGGGUUGGAGAAACUUCAUUUUGCCGAGUUGGUCCUUAAAAGAAAUGGCACUGAACUUGCACAGUUUCGGGGGGAUAGAGGAAUAACUCUUUGGAAAGUGAAACAAUUUGCA